Molecule: messenger RNA, 14509 nt
Organism: Bicyclus anynana (squinting bush brown)
Lineage: Eukaryota; Metazoa; Arthropoda; Insecta; Lepidoptera; Nymphalidae
Gene: Megf8
Product: multiple epidermal growth factor-like domains protein 8
Exons: 22
Coding region: 334-8733 (2799 amino acids)
Cellular component (GO): Golgi apparatus
Molecular function (GO): protein binding; calcium ion binding
Source: RefSeq, a predicted model, not a curated record
AUAAUCUGUGGUUUUAAAUUUUUUGUCGCAAAAUGUCAAAAUACUGUGAUGGACUUGAUUGAUUGUUUGUUUGUGGAAAACUCGUUAGAAAGUAUUAAUAUGUCACUAUUAUUAGGGCUUUAAAUAUAUUUUAAACAAAUACAUUAUCAUAUAAAAGAGUCCAAGUCUUUACCGAGUCACUGUGGCAGUAUCCACAUUUUAUAGUUGUUAGCCUUGAAGUAGAUGUCAUUUAAAUGAGUGUUGUUUAUUUAACAUUUUAGUGAUAUUAGUCGUAAUUUCAUGAUUAUAUGGCUCUGACGUUUGACUUAUGUUUUGCGACAAACUGGAAGAGGCAUGUUUCACCCACGCAUUCGGGAGAAAGGCGCAAGUUUAGUAGUAGUCAGCUGGACUUGCCUGGCUGUGCUGUGCGCCGCGUCCACGGCCCCCUGCGACAAGACCCGCAGGGUGUUCACGGACCCGAGUGGCAUCAUUACCGACGGGCCUAGUAGUUCCAACUACACACAAGACUCACACUGUGAAUGGCUAAUUAAAGCAGCUAAUACAAGUCAAUACAUAACCUUAAGUUUCCUUCGUAUGGGCACAGAAUGUUCAUACGACUAUGUUUUUGUGUAUGACGGUGAUUCUUUUCAUGCACCACUGUUAGGAAGCUUUAGUGGCAAAACAGAGCCACAGAAUGUCACAGCGUCUAGUGGAUAUAUGCUCAUAUUACUAUACAGUGACACAAACUAUGUAUUAGAUGGGUUCAGAGCAACAUAUGCUAUUCAUAAUUGCCCCAACAACUGCACAGGGCGAGGACUGUGUAUGUCUAACAAAUGUUUCUGCGGAGGCACUUGGGGAGGACCCGAUUGUAGUGUGAAACUCUGCCCCAGUGGAUGUUCAGGGAAUGGGCAAUGUGUGGGUGACAGGUGUAUUUGUAAAAAGGGAUACUCAGGGGAGGCAUGCUCCUUAAAAAAUAAUGACAAAGAAGGCAAUAGCUGGCACUGGCUCUCUCACACAGAAAGUGGCAUGACAAAGCGAGCUGCCCACACCGCAAUAUAUGUUAACCAAACAGACUCUUUAUAUGUAUUCGGAGGAUAUGAUCUGAACAGGGUUUUAGGUUUAUUGGAGAUUUACAAUUUUUCAACUAGUCAAUGGUAUGACGAAAACGGAAAAGUGUUACGUCGUUAUCCUACCAAUGAAGAGAAUGAUAAGUCUCUAUUGACACUAUUCACUAAGGGCAACACCGAUGGCAACUGGCCAAUAGGCAAUCGGAGUUCACUCUUCAAUUUACUUUUAACAUCGUUCACACACCAUGACAGAACCGCAUUACCUCUCAUGUAUUCCCACCCCUCCACACCAUACUCUGAAAGCUAUUUACAAUUUACUGAUAGACCAGAAUUUCUUAGUACGAAUCUCAAGUCCAAUAACACUCAACCUGAACCGCGAUAUGGACAUUCGGCGUGUGCCUUUAACAAUGGUUUCAUAUUGUACGGUGGAAAGCUGUCAGACGGAAGCUUAUCUUCAGAAUUGUGGUAUUAUGACGCGGUAGCUAAAAUAUGGACGCUAAGAGCAGCUAAUUCCAGCUUUAACCCACCUGGGCUAACUCGCCAUACAUUGACGGCAGUCAAAGAUGAAUUGUAUUUGUUUGGUGGCAGCACUGUAGACGGAGAGUUUUCUUCAAGCCUUUACAGAAUAAAAUUGAGAGAGCCGGAUACAGAAAUUUGGGAGAAAGUCCAAGUACGAGGCGGCAAAGAGUUAGAUGUGCGAGUGGUUGCACACACUGCAGUGUAUCACGACCAUUCCAACUCUAUUUUAGUGUACGGUGGUGUCGUUGCUAGUGUAGCGAGGUUUUCGAAGUUAUCGGAUCGUAUGUUUGCGUUCGACCUAGACUACAAGCACUGGAGUGAAAUCCACUAUCCUCGGGCUCACUUGCGUGACACUUACGUUCCGCGCGAGCGAGCCUUUCACACUGCGACGAUCAUCGGAAACUAUUUAGUUGUGUUUGGUGGAUAUUCGCACAGACAUAACCGGGAAGAAAUAUGCUACGACGGCCAAAUGUAUCUGUACCAUCUAGGAUGUCACUCCUGGAUACCGUUGGACGUGUUGGGGAAAACUCGCAAGUUUUAUCCAAAGAAGCAGGGAGUGUUUGCGCACGCCGCGUCCUUGAGACCGCCAUCCACAUUACUCAUUGCUGGAGGAUACCACGGAAAUGUUAAUGGCGAUUUAUUAGCGUAUGUAGUUCCGAGUUGGCACGCUGGAAUCACUGACAAGGACCCCGAGACUGCUUGCCCGCGACAUCGCACGCAGCCGGAGUGUCUCGCUGACCCAGAGUGCGGAUGGUGUUCGGCUGAUGACGUAUGCUACGGAAGAACGGGGUCAAAUUGUACUACAAAUUUACAAUCAAUCAGAUGUGGUGGAAUUUGCCCAGCUCUUGGUGACUGUCACUCGUGUCUUAUCCACGGCCCUCCGCUUGGUAACAAUAGUUCCCGCACACCGCUAACUUCGGUCAGCACGAAAUUGGGCUUAUACCAGUGCAAUUGGUGCGUUCAAAAUGCUCGAUGCCACCUUAAGGAUGACAGUUACGGUGUAUGUGGUGAAGAUACACCGUCUGAGAAUCCCGGUUGGUGGGGCACAACUGGCACAGAAGUGACAAUCCCAGAUGAAUGUAAAAUUUUGGAUAAACGCCCUGGACUAACGUUCCUGAGAUACCAACAACCAGCAGAUUGGAACCACCCAGACGGCGUUUCGGUCGUUAACGCAACGACCGUAGACUGGGGCACCGGUGGGGGGAGUAACCACAUAUUCAGUGGCGCGAGUGAAGCUAGGCUCAGGGGCUGGUUGCACAUACCUCAAUAUUGGAACGGCUCAGGAGAAACGUUACACAUGUGUGCGGGGUACUCCAAUUUGUCGUUGAGCCUGGGGACCGGCACUGAACCGAUCUCCAAUCUAACGGCUCAGCCGUCUUCCUGUAUGCUGAUAGACUGGCCUGCCCUGCUCCCCGGUCGGCUCGCGAUCGACAUGCACGCUAACGAUUCCUUGCACACGGGGCUGUAUCCCUCUCAUCAUCACGCCAAAAUGGAACUUCUGCACAACAAAUCGCAAGAAAGCGCUAAGGUAUUCACAUUUGAGUUUUUAGAACCGUAUUCGGACGGUCAAUGUUCAAACUACGAUAACUGUCUGUUGUGUCUGUCGGACGCGGCGUGCGGGUGGUGCGAAGUGACAAAUCGCUGCGAACAGAGAAACGUAGACGAAAAAAUGACGUGCGCAACCGACGGCGAAUGGAGAUAUCUCACUUUGCAGCCGGCCGCUUGUCCGAACUGUUCCAACUACAUCAGCUGUGAGCGCUGCGUGUCCGGAAACUACUGCGAGUGGUGGGCGGACGAGGCGCGCUGCGCUCGGCGCGGAAGGGCCAGCGGGGCCACAGUCGACGCGGCCGCGUGCCCGCAGCCUUGUAGCAUGCGUCACGAUUGCGAAAGUUGUCUCGACGAGCGCGGCCGGUGCGUCUGGUGCGAAGCGACUGGGCAGUGCUUCAGUUUCAGUGUCUACACGAGCGAGUACCAGUUCGGCUUGUGCCGCGAAUGGCUCGAUCGCGCUUCCACACCAGCCGAGGAAGCUAACAGAAAAUCUAGUCAAUGUAAAUCUUGCAAGGCGCACACGCAGUGCUCGUCGUGUCUGCGGAGCAUGGGCUGCGGUUGGUGCCAUUCUCACGAAAACCCGAUCAACGGUUUGUGCACGAAGGGCGAUUUCACGCGGUCUCAGGCAGACUGUGCUACUCUUUUGAACGUCAGCUCGACGGACGCGGGGUGGGCGUACGCGCAGUGUCCCGAUGUCGACGAGUGCGGCCUUCGCCUCCACGACUGUCACGAGAACGCCGUGUGCAACAACACGCACGGCUCUUACACGUGCAAGUGUAAACAGGGUUACAUAGGAGAUGGGAAGAAGAGCUGUGUGCGGACUUGUUACAACAUUUGUGUACACGGAUACUGCUUAGGCGCCCCACAGUACAAAUGCCACUGUGAUCUCGGUUGGACCGGAGCUGAUUGUUCGAUUAACUGUGGCUGUCAUAAUCACUCGACGUGUAGAACGGGCGUCGGUAGGUGUGACGAGUGUCAGGAUUGGACGGAAGGUGAGUUCUGCGAGUCCUGUAAGCCCGGAAGCCAUGGAAACGCGACUACGGGCCAAGGUUGUCGGCGCUGCGAUUGUAACGACCACGGAGAUGAAACGCAAGGCGUAUGUGAUGUCUCAACCGGUGAAUGUAUUUGCAAAGAUAACACAGAGGGGCAGAAUUGCGAACGCUGUAAACCCAAAUUUUAUGGAGAUCCUCGACACGGAGGCAGAUGUUACUAUCAAUGCGAACCCAGAGGAAUGUUAAAUGCGUCACAGACUGAAGGUAUAGGUUCCUAUAAGACCGAUCCUGACAUAAAAAGCAUUGGGCCUAUAAAGGAGUGUUUGUGGAUUAUAUCGUCAGAAAAUAUCAAAGAUGCAAUUAUACAGUUUACUGUGAACUCUUCUACCUUUAACGUGCCCUGCGAUGAAAAUGCUGUUUACGUGUAUGAUGGGUUGGGCGGUGUGCCCGAUUUAACAAAUAACCAACAGAGUCAACUUUUGGGUGUCUUUUGUAACGGUGCUAACUCAGGAGUUGUGGAAGCUCGAAGUGGCAAUUUGACUGUUCAUUACAAACAAAGUCAGCCGGAGCAAGGAUUUGAAGGCGUAUACAAUGUUCUUGCCUGUGAUGGAUUUUGUUCUUCGCCAAGAGUGUGCAAUAAUAGGCAUUGCGUAUGCAAAGAGGGUUAUGGAGGGUUCGAUUGCUCUGUUGAAAUUUGCCGUAACAAUUGCAGUAUACAUCUCAAAGGUGGAGUUUGUGACACGAGCUACGGAAGAUGUCUCUGUAACGACGGCUUCGGUGGCGAUGACUGCUCACUAAAACUUGACAAAUCGCAACUCGUUUUCACAGAGCUAUUUAACUCCGAUUUUCUUUCUGAUGAUCUCGACCAUCUGAGAAAAACUCUACCGAGGUUUGGACAUAGCUUGGUUGCCGACAGACGAGGUUUAUGGAUGUUCGGCGGAUACUCGCUCUCGCAUGGUCCAUUAAAUGACAUAAGAUAUUAUGAUACAAAAAACAAUACUUGGAUGCUAGUUACGCUCGACGCUACGCCAGAUCCAAAAAUGCCAGACGGACGAUACUUCCAUGCUGCGGAGAUUUACCAUUCUAAACAAAAUAUCUACAUAUACGGCGGCUUAAGUUUGCAAGAUAAAAGUGGCCAAAAUAAAACAUUAACUGAUUUUUGGCAGUUUAGUUUGAAAGAAAAACGUUGGAGUCUCAUUAAAAACAAGGAAGAGUAUCCACCUCCGCUUGCUGGACACACAUUGACAUUUCAAAAAUAUCAAGACUAUGAGAGUUUAGUCCUAAUAGGAGGGUUUUCGCUGGAGGAAGGCUUCAUGACAGAUGUGUGGGAGUUUGACUUGGACAAUGACAAAUGGAUAAAGUUGACGUGCGCCGGUGCAAAGCCAGUCGGUAUAAUUGGUCACAGCACAGUAUAUCAUGCUCCUUCACAGAGUCUCUACGUAUUUGGUGGAAUAUUGUACAUUUACAAUGGAACUAUAAUAUCUAACAAAUUGUUUUCAUUCCACUAUCCCACUAAAACUUGGAGCGAGCUGCCAACUUUCCCGAGUCUGAACAACGCUCACGAUAACUUACCUCGGCCUACGUAUCUCCAUUCGGCGGUCACGACAAAUGAUUACAUGAUAGUAUUCGGAGGGCGAACAGUUGAUAACGAUAAACGUUCCAACUCUCUCAUCGCGUACAUUUACAACUGCAAUCAAUGGGUGAAGCUUUCCAAAGGUUCAAGUGUACUAGAUCACCCUCCACCUCGGACUAUAGCUCACGCUAUGACGAUAGAUAUGGAAUCUGAAAACGAUUGGAACAUAUACAUAGUGGGUGGUUGGACGGGCAGUGCGAAUUGUCAGGUGACACGCAUCACUUUGCCGGACGAUUUGUGCUCGCUCUGGAGUGCGACUAAAUUCGAAUGUAGGAGCCACAUGGGCUGCAGUUUCUGUAGUACUGGGGAGUAUACCAAGUGUUAUUCUGUGGAUAACCCGGGGUGCGAGAGGAGUGACAGGAUAUCGACCAACGCGGGUGCAGCUUGUGACGCUGACUUGAUAGCGCGGCGCCCGUGCGACAACUUUACGUCGUGCACUUCGUGCUUAGCGGCGUGGCCGUUGUAUCCGGAGGAGAAACCCGUUUGCCGAUGGUGCGAAACUUGUGCUGCUGGCGUUGGUGAAUGCGUGCCGACAGAUGAGUCUUGCACCAGCAUGAAGUGCAACGCCGGCACCACGUACCUGACCGACUCGACCCAGUGCCCAGAGCUGCGGUGUGUAGCGCCCGAUUGCGACAAAUGUGUUUCUAAUCAGUGCUCCUGGACACGACUCGCCAACAGAGGAGCCCAAAUAACAAGAAUAACGGAUGAUCCAGCAGAGCUGUACAAUUGGACAUGCGCCACCACGGACGAACCCGGCCGCUCAAGUCUACGCGCUCUCUCCAUUAAAUUGGGCCACUCGUAUUUCGGUGUCAAUAAAGACGAAUGUCCGAGCAGUUGUCACCUAUACGACGACUGUCAAUCUUGCUUAAGCUCGGAGGGCGCUGAGGGAGGCUUUUCAGAGUGUCACUGGGCGAGUUACCUCGGCACGUGCAUAUCUCCCGCCUACCAACCAGUGUACUGUGCAGGCGGAGUCUGUGGAUUAGUUCUCACUAAAGCAGAUAAGAACAAGUGUCCAGCCCCUUGUGGCACUUUCGAACAGUGUACCGAGUGUUUGCAUCAUUCUCACUGUGGAUGGUGCGCUGUAGAGGGUGAGAAUGGCGAAGGCGUGUGUACUGAAGGCUCUAUAGAUUCCCCGCUGGAGUACUCGACGCGUACCACGUGUGCGGCUGUGUAUAUGAACAUGCAUCAAAGCAACAACACUAAUGACACAUUCUCGUGGCACUACACGCGUUGUCCGCCGGAGAACGAGUGCGAGAAUAACCACCAUCAAUGUAAAGCUGAAUCUGAGGUGUGCCGCGACCUGCCCGAGGGCUACGAGUGCGCGUGCGGCGCGGGCCACAAGCGCGUGGGCGGCGCGUGCGCGGCCGUGUGCUCGCAGGGCUGCGUGCGCGGCGCGUGCGUGCAGCCCGACCGCUGCCGCUGCGACUUCGGCUACGUGGGCGCCAACUGCACCAUCCAGUGUCAGUGCAACGGCCACUCGCACUGCGAGGGGCCCGACAAGCUGGACGUGUGCACCGAGUGCCACAACAACACUAUGGGUAGUCAAUGUGAGAAAUGUAAGCCUAAUUUCGUGGGCGACCCCACUGACAACGGACAAUGCAUACCCUGCUCGGUGUACUGCCACGGCCACACGUCCGUGUGCACGAACGAGGCGGACGCGGCGCUCAUAGCGCGCGACAUUAGCAACGCGGACCUGGAGGAGUACUACCGGGAGGGCGGGGCCAAGGCGCGGUGCGUGCGCUGUGCGAACUUCACGGACGGGCCGCGCUGCGAGCGGUGCAUUGAGGGAUACUUCAGAGGAUCGGAGGACUUCCGGGAUCCAUGUCGACCUUGCGAGUGUCACGGCCACGGCGACACGUGCGACCCGGUGACGGGCGAGAAGUGCAACUGCGGCAACAACACGGAGAGCGACGCGUCGUGCCAGACGGCGUCCUCCAGCAAGAACUCGGCGCAGGAGUGCUGGCGGCACCAGUGCGUCAAGUGCCGCGACCUGUACAUGGGCGACCCGCGCAACGGGCACCAGUGCUACAAGACCAUCAACAUCGAGAACAAACUCUGCUUCGACGGCAAGUCUAUAGAUGAGUGCAAAAUCAAACCUCGCCCUUUGUACCCGGGCCAGACAGUAUUCGUCGCAGUCAAUCCGAGAUACAUGAACGUGGACAUAAGAGUUAUUGUGGAUGUGACACAGGGCGCGGUGGAUCUCUACAUGAGUCCCAACGACAGCUCGUACGUGGUCUCUGUGAACUCCAGCACAGGAUCCCACGCUGUAGCGAUAGACCCGACUCAUUACAAACAUGACCCUUACCGAAAAAUGCCCUCAUUCGAAGACCACGGGACGGAUGAGCCAGGAAAAGUUCUAUGGUACUACGAUAAGACGGGGUACGCUCUCGCAGAUUACACAGCCAAAGACUUGGCCACUUACGUGACGGUCGACAAGAGGAAUGUGUUGUUGAGAGUGAAGAAUCUCCGCAAUCGUCUGGUUUUAACGUUACCGCAGAACGUACACGACCUGACUCACACGAAGUUCUUUAUAAUAAUUCGUGCGCGGCACACCGAAGACGGCUCCGCUGGUUUCGGCGUGACGUUCUUCAGACAGGAUCAGCUGCACAUAGAUCUGUUUGUGUUCUUCUCCGUGUUCUUUUCGUGCUUCUUCCUGUUCCUGGCGGCGUGCGUCGUUGCGUGGAAGGCGAAGCAAGCGGCGGAUGUGCGGAGGGCAAGAAGAAGACACGUCGUUGAGAUGCUGCACAUGGCGAAGCGGCCGUUCGCCUGCGUGCGCGUGGUGCUGAACCCGGGCGCGUGGGUGCGGCGCCGGCGCGCCGAGCUGCGCCCCGUCGCCAUCGAGCCCACGGCCGACACGCGCGCCGCUGUCACCACGCUACUCGUCAGGUUACCGGGCGGCUCCCGCGCGCCCGUCCGCAUGGCGCUCGCGUCGGCGCUGGUGCUGGUGACGCGCGCGCAGGCGCAGAGGCCGCGCGCGCGCCGCGUCGUCACCUAGCAGCGCCGCCCGCCAUACUACGGCAUACGCUACGUGCCCGCCAUGCCGCUCGAGGUACGACUCAACCAAAACUUCUUGCAACUCCAGUGAACAUAGUGUUCGAUAUUGACAACCUAUUCUAAAAGUGUAAAUAAUAAUUAAUUAUUCAAUAGAAAAUACAGCUUUUUCGGUCUUGAAAAUCAAUAUGUACAUAAAAAACGGUAAUUCAGAACUGUUACUGUUUAAAAAUGCGCACUUUGGAGACUUUGAAAGGAAUGUAAAACUGUCGCGGAAUCUCAGCACUUAUUGAAGUAAAACUUCUUUACGCUUGACUUGGGGAGUGAGUUGGUAAAUGCGUUACGAAAAGUGUAAUCAGGUGAGGCUUUUAAGAUGGAAGCUGCUAUCUAGUGGCAUGGUGAAACAGUUGUUAUUUUAAACUACCAGUAGAUGACGUUCCUAGAAACCUUUAAAACAAUCCCUUUUUGUUCAAUUCAAGAACCUGUUGCCCUAGACUAAUAGAUGGCGCUUUGUUUUUUUUGUUUUGAAAGAAGUUUUACUUCAGUUGUGUGGUCUUCACCCCCUUUUUUAUUUCACUCAAUGUUAAUAAAUAAGGCAGCUCUAUCCCAUAGUUUGUAAUAAAUCUAUAUGUUUUUACAUGAAAAUGAACGUAAAGUACCAGAGAAACGUACAAACGCAGCUAUAUAUCGUGAAAACACUAGUCUAAAUUUGUUCGUACAUAUUCUAAGAACUGCUGUUGAAUAAUAACUUUAACAUAUGGCAGUCUUAUUGAAAAGUAUUAUCUUUAACGUAACCAUCCAUGUUAUACUGUUUAUUUUAAAUUUUAGUUAUUUUGCCAAGAUCUGAUCUAAGUAUAUUGUAUUUCACUCAACUGGAAGGUGAAGGUUUAUUUAUAAAAAAAAGAUAAUAUUUAAUAAAUAAUUAUAUAGUAGAUAUCAAAAUUUAUAUACAUUUAGUUAAACGGAGUUGGAUUUACAUAAUGCACAUUAGUAUGGUUUUAUUUAGUGUUAAGUUUGAUAAAUAAGUUAAAAAGCACAACUUGUAAGGUGAAAAAAAACAUAUUUGAAAAUGAAAAUGAAUUUGAAAAUGAAUGAAUUUUUUGUAAUUUGGUUGGUGUUGCAUUGCCAUUUUAUGAAUUUGAUUAUGUUAAAUUCUAAUUUUGAACUUAUGAAUAUUUAAAAAAUAGCCUGUUCAGAAAAAUAAUGGAAAAACCGUGUUAUGUUGCAAAAAAGGAACUAAUUCCCUCCAUUUUUUUAAUGGCCUUACGUCUCUGAGUCCCCCUUUAGCCCUUUUGAGCCUAUAAUACCUUUUAUUAGCAUAUUAGCAUAGGCUGCUAAAAAUACAAAUCCAGGGUUUUAUAUUUCUGGUCAGGCUGUCUAUACUCGUACAUACCAUAGCAGUGACUUUUAACCAUAGACACUAUUUAAAAUAGUCUUAUCUUAUAUUCGUAUAUCUAUGCCAUAUCGAUUCGAAGAGAGCCAAAGGAAUCAAAAUUAGCGUGAAUUGACCACGGGUUGUGAAUAGCCAAUAGUCAUUGAAGCUGUUGUGUUAUUUAUUUCCAAAUUUUAUUAUGUGAUGUUGUAAAGCAGAGUUAUGUUAUGGCUUGUUAUUUAUAAGACGAAGGCCACACCAACACGUCGAAACUUAUCAUGGUGACGUUUAUUCUUCCGUCCGCGGUUCGACCAUUUAGUAUCAAUAGUUUAACGAAAAUAUCUUAAAAACACGAGUAUUUCUGAUUAUAUAUGAAUCAAUAUCAGGUUAAAAUAUACUAAUUUAAGGAACUGCUGUUUUAAUUUUAUAAUUACUUCAUGUGUAAUUUCAAAAACUUGUUGCGGGAUUGCGCAUACUAGGUAUAAAGCAGUGAUAUGGAGGAGGGGGCGCAGUUAAAAAAUCAUGAAAUUCGUGUGACGUAAUUUAUAGAUAAUGAAACAUAGGCCUGCCUCUCUACCUCCCCUUUGUCAUGCUUAUUCAUCAUCAAUAUUAUCAGCCGAUGGACGUCCACUGCUGGCCUCUUGGACUUCCGAGCACAACGGUCUCGAGCCGCCAGCAUCCAGCAGCUUCCUGCAAACCGCUUGAUGUCAUUGGUCCAACUAGUGGGGGGGUCGACCAACAUUGCGCUUUCCGGUGCGGGGUCGCUAUUCCAGCACCUUUUGAUACCAACGUCCAUCGGCUCUUCGAACUAUAUGGCCUGCCCAUUGCCACUUCAGCUUGGCGACUCCUUGAGCUAUAUCAGUGACUUUGGUUUGUCUGCGGAAUUCCUCAUUUCUGAUUCGAUCAAGCAGAGAAACUCUAAACAUAGCUGUUUCCAUCGCCCGCUCAGUGACUUAGAGCCUUCUAAUAAGUCAUACUUAUGCACUUGAGAAAGUGUGAAUAAUUGUUGACACUUUCUCAACUUUGUAUGACGCAAUUGAGGACUGGUCAUGGGUUUUUUUAUAAAUAAAUAAGUAUUAAGUACCUAAGUGUAAGUAAGUGAUAAUAGGUAGGUCUGAGGACGCAAAUUUAAACGUCAUCAGCGAUCAUUUUCGCUUAGAUUUGGCCUUCGCUUAAAUAUGAUUAGCAAUCGAUCGUUUUUUAAGAUAUAUUAUUUAGAUAGAUUAAUAUAAUAUGUUAUUAAGCUACCGUAAUAGUAUUUCUCCUGAAAAUACUAAAUCAUAAUCUCAUAAAAUAGGCUAUUCGCAUUGUAAUACUUAACUUGUUAAUACUAAAUCUUUUAAAUUAAAAAGAAAAUUAUAAAACUUGGAAUUUGCAAAAUUAUUGCCAACAUUAUUGACUUUCAUGAUUUGAUUGAUCAGAAACUUUUCUUUAAUUUAUAUUUAAAUAUGUAUUUGCAAUGUGAAAAGGCCUGCUAACCUGAACGCUUAUUAUGGAAUCUCUUCAAAGGUAUAAUUUAUUAUUAUCAUGAUCUAAACAAAUGAUUUAUUUGGAAUCCGUAAUUCCGUGAAAAUAUUUUUCAUCCGUUUACUAUCGUUUUUUUUAUUUUAUAUUUUAUUUUAGUUUUUUUAAAUAUCUUUAAUGUGUGACCAUUGAGGACCAUUUCCCCAUAGUACAAAAUAUUGAAACCGUUCAACGUUUUCUAGUCCGCUUUUACCUGUUUUUAGUUACAUAGCUGCAUAAUUUGAUGAUAUCUUGAAAGAUAAAUAAAUGAACCAGUGAAUAAAUGUAAGUCUUGGUUGGUUUCUAUAGAUACUCAUCAUUGUACUAGAUGUUUUAUGUCCACUAUUUCGCCGUAUUUUCUUAUCUUUAGUAGGUAUUUUUUACAUCAGUCUUUGAACUCAGUGAAAUGAAAUAUCGACAUUGAGAAAAUUAAAUUUAAGAAAAUGCAUAAAUGAGCCUUCGCCUGCGCAGUAUAGUAGGCCUAAGGUGCGCGCCAAGCUCAGACCAAAUACUUUUCACGACGAAAACGGUUACAACAAUUAAACAGAAACACAUUCUAUAGAAACAGUUUUUAUAAACGUGUUAGAUCGUUGAUCUUGUACUUUGACAAAAGGGUAUGUCUAGCGUCCCUACAUAAUUCGUCCGAGGCGCCAGGAGAUAACGAAAUAAUUUUGUCUAUAUACAUCAUCGCUCUCUCUUUCGUUGCCAUGAAACGAAAGAGAGAUAGAUAUGUAAUUGAUUAUCUUUUUAUCUUUUGGUUACAAAUUUUGGGCCAGGAGUGUAAGCUGUGGCUUGUACAAGGUUGGACAGCCAGAGUUAGCACGCUAUAAAUGAAUGAUGAAUGAGCUUUCCGUCAUGUUUCGUCAUUCAAAAGUAUGAUAAUUGUAAUACUUAUUAUAAAGAGUUGGGCAUUAUAAAGAGUUUAAUGCAAUCUGUUACCUUGACUAAACUAAAAAAUAUUUUAUUCUUAACCUAUCAUUCCUGAUACUUAUUCUGUUCUUAGGAACUUCCUUGCAAUUUGCAUUUCAUAAAAUGGUCCUAAAUGGUAUCGCGUCUCGUGGUAUUAUGGGUUUUAUUAAUCUUUUUUUAUUAUUGUAAGUUUUAACGUUUCUUGUACACUUAUAAACGAUUUCUUGAUUAUUAUCAUAAAAUGCUCAAACAGUGAUUUAAGCUGAUUACUUGCAUAAUAUUAUGUUGUAUACGUGUAAUAUUGUUGCCAAAAUUUAAGAAUGAAGUUAUAACAAUAUUUUAUAUUGGUAGUUUUAGUACAAAACUUUGUGAAAUUAUUCGGCAUAUUUUAUUAUGAUAGGGAAGCUUAUGACUUGAAACUAAACCUAGGGUUUUGAAAAAUUUGAAUGCUUUCAGUUUUAAAGAACUCUCACAGAGUUCUUGCGUGAAUGGAUUGCUUUAUAUUCGUGAUGUUUUGGGUUCGAUUCCCAACUCAGAUCAAUUAAGAUUUUUUUUUCUUAAAACUUGCUUAGUAAACAGAUGUAAUGCCAAGUGGUGUAGGCGCAUGUUAUACGUUCCCGUAAAAUUUUUUAUACCUAGAGUCCUAGAGGGCAAUGAAGAGUAUCAGUUGAAUAAACUGAAUAACCUCUUCAAAGUCAAAGCAGCUUACCACUUUGGCAUAUCAUAAAUUGUCACAGCAUCAAUUCAAUUUAAAUAAAUCACUAUAUGUUAAGUAUAUAAGUACAUAUACUAAAAUAAGUGAUCAGUGAGGGUGUCUGUCAUAGAGCUUUGUUGUAAAUGUCAAUCUCAGCUAUUAGCCUAUUAAUGUCUUUGGCUAUGUUGCUGCUCUUAACUUCAAGUAAUAUUCUCAAAACUACUAAUUGCUCAUUUUAAUAAUCAGCAGUAUUGUGUAAAAUUAAUAAUCAAUUAGUCGACCUAUAAGUAGAAUCAUGUUACGGUUUUAGUUGUAAGGAAAAAAAUAUAACUAUUAGAUAUAACUAAAUAUAUAAGAGAGUACUGAUAUUGUUAUAAAUACUUUAUAUAAGAGGAUAUAUUGUGAUCAAAUACACCUUACCUGUGAAAGGUAUAACAAGUCCAUAAAAACAUUCCAUUUGUGUAUUAUGUUGUACAUACAAAAUUGAAUUAAGCAUACAAACUAUGUAUGAAAUAUAAGUCGAGCAUCUAAGAGCUUUAAAGGAUGUUAUUCUAGGUAAACUGAUUGCUCAUUAUCUCAACUAGGUAACUAUGAAAUUUCUUUGAAAAUUGCAUUUAUUUAUUCCCAUAUUAUAAUAAUUGGUGUUAAAUUUUGAAAUUUAAGAUAAUUAAUUAGCGUUUUUCUCCAGAAAUCUAGAACUGGAGAUAUCAAGUUUCAUGCCCAUGUAUGCACAUUGCACAUCUUAUGCAUUUUUUGUAAUAAACACAUCUAUUUAUCAUUCCCAAAGAUACUCUUGCUCAAGAGUAUUUUUCGAAUUAAUACAAUAUCUUUUUAAUUCCAUAUAAUUUCUAUUACCCGAAUGUGUGUAUUGUGUGUGAGUAUAACUAUUUAUUUGCAAUGUUUCAACAGAGAUUAUAUUUUUAAGCAUAAAAUGUACAUUGCAUCUUGCUCAAAUUUUUUUAAUCAAAAUUAUUAUAGAUAUUAGAUAAAAUAUACCAUGUAGAAAAUUAUGUAAAAAUGUAAACUAAAAAGAAUCUUAGAAACUGUCACUUUACCUUUGAUAUGGAAUAGUAUAAAUACAUAUUUAAUUAUAAUGGUUAUAAAUAAAUAUUUAUAACAUAAUUUCAGCUAUGUCUUUUUAGAUGUUCAUGUCCAAAAAUCUAAAAACACAGCAUAGAGUCAUGACAGUCAGGUUAAAUAGCAUCUGAAGGCAGUAUUAUGUGUAAGUAAGCAAUAUAUAUAUUAUGUAUUUUUGGUUAAUGUAAAUGUUUAUAAAUAAAAUAUACUGUUGGUUUAAACAAA